AUGACAUUUGUAAAUAGUCAGGGAGCCAAUCUUGAAGUUUUUUUGCCGCGAAAAUCUUUAUUUAUAAUGUCUGAUGAGAGUCGCUACUCUUGGAUGCAUGCUAUUAGAUUGGAAGAUGUCACUAACAGAAGAGUUUCUAUAACUAUAAGAGAGCUAUCUGAAUCAUUUAAAAAGGAAAACGAAAUUAUGAGUAAUCAAAUUCUCGAUACCGCAAAAAAAUUUAUAUAAUGAUGUCCUUAGUCGUUUUAGUCUAUCGCUUUCUUCUCACACUCAAA
Phytomonas sp. Hart1 is the source of this 275-nucleotide messenger RNA. Lineage: Eukaryota; Euglenozoa; Kinetoplastea; Trypanosomatida; Trypanosomatidae. The record is from the annotation of a GenBank genome assembly.